AUGUCCAGCGAAGAGGAUAAACCUCCAGCACCGCCCGUCCGAUUGACAAGCAAUCGGGGCGGUGGCGGUGGUGGUGUUGGCGGUGGCGGAGGCGGCGGCUCAGGAGUGGUCGAUCGGAUCGAUGGUGUUGCUCCGGUUGAUAUGAAACCGUUGCCUAAAGAACCGGAAGAUGCCGAUCGGAAAAAGAAAACGCUCAAGAACAAAAUCAAGGUUUCGAAGGCGUCUCAUAACGAUUCCAAGCCGAAUAUUUCCUAUCCGACCAACUUCGAGCAUACGGUGCAUGUAGGGUUCGAUGCUGUAACUGGAGAAUUUACGCUGCCUUUGAAAGGUAUGCCAGAGCAAUGGGCGCUGAUGUUGAAGAACUCGAACAUUAGCAAGCAGGAGCAGAAGAAAAACCCUCAAGCCGUGCUGGACGUGCUGAACUUCUUCGACAACAGCAACAAACAACGGCCAAGCUCGAAAUAUAUGACCCAUGGACUGCACACUACAACACAUUCGGCAUCGUCCAUAGGGUCGUCGCUGAGCCGGGUAAGCAGCAGCAGUCCCAGCAGCACACCAACCGACUCGGAAUCGCACGGUGGCCCCGGGGCGCAAAUCAUCUCGAGCAGCCAUUCGCAGGCCUACAGCCUUGGUCUGUCGUCCCACAAUUCGGCCGGCGAUCAUGACAGCGACGAACUGGGCAUACUCAGCGGCAGCGCCAGCGGAAGCAUCAGCGGCAACGGGAUACCACCGCCCAUCGCUAGCCGCCCCGAACGGACCAAAUCAAUCUAUACACGCCCGAUCGAUGAUCCGAUCUCACCGCCCAUACCUCCGCAUUUGAGUGCCGGUGCGACCCACCAAUCGCUGGCGAGUCCCGGCUCCGUGCGCAGUCCAACACAGUUUGACAAGAACAAGAACUCGGUCAACGCAGCGUCCGCACAAACGAUCGGCAGCCUAGCGGGAACCGUCCCGAGCCAACAGCUGCCUCAGCAUUUGCACCACCAUCAUCAACACCAAGGGGCUGUCCCUUCGGGGACCGUUACCGGCGCAAUACAACCCACACUCAAUCAUACGUCGUCCUCCAACCUUACAGCUGGCAACAAUGGUCUCAGCAGCGACGGCACCUCGGUGGUGGCAGCAGCAGCAGCGGCAGCAGCAGCGACCGGUGCCGUACCCGCACCGAACAACGUUAACAACGGUACCAACCUCAACAACAGCACGACCACCACGACACCGGGCGCAACGACGCAGCAGCGGGCAGCUAACUUGAAGAAGAAGAAAAUGUCCGACGAAGAGAUCCUGGAGAAGUUGCGCACGAUCGUGAGCGUGGGCGAUCCGAAGCGAAAGUACAACAAGAUGGAAAAGAUCGGCCAGGGUGCUUCCGGUACGGUUUACACGGCGAUCGAAAGCUCCACCGGCAUGGAGGUUGCGAUCAAGCAGAUGAACCUCAGCCAGCAGCCGAAGAAGGAACUGAUCAUCAACGAGAUACUGGUGAUGCGGGAGAACAAACAUCCGAACGUGGUGAACUACCUGGACAGCUACCUCGUGUCGGAGGAGCUUUGGGUAGUGAUGGAAUAUCUGCCCGGUGGUUCGCUGACGGAUGUCGUGACGGAGACGUGCAUGGACGAGGGCCAGAUAGCGGCGGUCUGUCGCGAGGUGCUGCAGGCGCUCGAAUUUCUCCACAGCAAUCAGGUCAUCCAUCGGGACAUCAAGAGCGACAACAUACUGCUCGGUUUGGACGGCAGCGUCAAGCUGACCGAUUUCGGGUUUUGCGCCCAGAUCUCGCCGGAACAAUCGAAGCGUACGACCAUGGUCGGGACUCCGUACUGGAUGGCACCGGAGGUGGUCACACGAAAGCAAUAUGGACCGAAGGUUGAUCUCUGGUCGCUGGGCAUUAUGGCGAUUGAAAUGAUUGAGGGUGAACCACCGUACCUUAACGAGAAUCCCCUGAGGGCGCUCUACCUGAUCGCUACGCACGGCAAGCCGGAGAUUAAGGAGAAGGAGAAGCUUAGCACCGUCUUUCAGGAUUUCCUUGAUCAGUGUCUGGAGGUGGACGUUGAUCAGCGUGCCACCGCUUACGAACUGCUAAGGCAUCCCUUCCUGAAGCUGGCCCGACCACUCGCUAGUUUAACGCCGCUCAUCAUGGCCGCAAAGGAAGCAACGAAAGGCCACUGA
Molecule: messenger RNA, 2154 nt
Organism: Anopheles marshallii
Lineage: Eukaryota; Metazoa; Arthropoda; Insecta; Diptera; Culicidae
Gene: Pak
Product: serine/threonine-protein kinase Pak
Exons: 9
Coding region: 1-2154 (717 amino acids)
Biological process (GO): regulation of MAPK cascade; regulation of axonogenesis; protein phosphorylation
Cellular component (GO): cytoplasm
Molecular function (GO): protein serine/threonine kinase activity; ATP binding
Source: RefSeq, a predicted model, not a curated record